UUGCCUUCUUGCCCUGUCUAUCACAUUGACUGACAGUUCUGGGUAAGUAGGCUGUGGGAAAGAGACACCUCUUCAGUCUGAUCACUGAGCUGCAGAGUUUUGAGCUUCAGCUGGGAUCUUACUCUCCAGUGUGUUUGCCAAGAGAAAUAUAUUCUCUCAGCAUGGCUCGUAGGCUGGAGUUAAAUCAUGAACUUUCUAAACUUUUCAAUGAGCUAUGGGAUGCAGAUGUUAACCGCUUUGUGCCUGGGAAAGAUUAUACAAUUGACUUACAGGAAAAAGCAGGCUUUGUACAGCAGGGUAGCGGGGUUGCAAGGGACAGUGCAUCUGAGCCUCUGUUUCGCUACGUAAAUGAAGAGCGUCUGAAGAGCAUAAAAACUUUUGCAGCUUUUGUUUCCCUAUUGGACAACUAUGAAACGUCAACUGGUGUAGCAGAAGUUGUGACCCCACAAGAAAUGGCUGAAAACAAUCGUUUUCUUGAUGCUAUCUUAGAAACAGAAGUAAUGAAACUUACUCAUCAAUAUUUAGUUAGAAAAAAUUGGUCAAAACCCAGUCUUAAUGAUUUCAAGUCUCAGCUCUAUGGCAUCUGGUUUCAGCUAUACACCAGGGAAACAGGAAAGGGGCCUGAUUCCUGUGGAUUCGAACACGUGUUUGUCGGAGAAACAAAACAUGGAAAAGAGAUUCUGGGUUUGCAUAACUGGGUACAGUUUUACCUUCAGGAAAAGCAUAAACAAAUUGACUACAAAGGCUAUAUUGCCAGGAGGAAAAAUAGCAGGCCUGAUGAAGAUGAUCAAGUUCUGAGCCUACAAUUCAGCUGGAAAGGUCUAGUAAAACCUGUGGGAAGCACCUUUAUUGGUGUCAGCCCUGAGUUUGAAUUUGCCCUCUAUACAAUCAUUUUUCUACAGUCUCAGGAAAAGGUCACUCGUGAGAUGGUGCGGAUAGAGGAGUAUGAACUACAGAUAGUUGUGUAUCGCCAUGGUAAAUACAUUGGAACAGCGUAUCCUGUCCUCCUUAGCAGCAACAAUGAAGAUUUGUAUUGAAAAGGGCCAAGCUAACCUGAUUUUCUUUUUGAGUUUAACUGUAGUUUUGUAUAAUUUUAAAUGUCAUGUUUGGAAUAAUUUCCUUUUGUUCUGUAUUAAGAUGCUUAACCUAAGAUGUGCCUUUUAAAGAAACAUUCAGUGCCUGUCCAGGCUUUGAAAUCCUUUUUAUCACCGUAACCCAAGGAUGAAAGAAAUUGUACUAAAGUGCCUUCAUAAAUCUGUACCUUAACUUCCUGACCAGACAACAGUUUUUUAAACUAUCCCCUAUUAAAAUGAAUAUAGGGUUUUGAUCAAACCAUAUAAAAUACAGACCAGAAUAUCCCAUAAUAAGUGAGUCUUGUGGCGUUAGUGUUGAAAUUAAGCCCUCUGUUAUAGUAGUGUAAAACAAUACUGCAUAGCUGUAUUUUGUGUUCCCAUCCUCAGUUAUAGGCUGAGAAAAGGAUUUCUGCCAAUGGCAAUCUGGACAAUUAUGACAUUAUCCCUCCCCUUCCCAACCAGCACAAGCCUUAUGGACACAGAAGGACUUCCUGGAAUGAAAGUCAGUGCAGCAUUUAUCACACUACAUCUAAUCACUCUUCUACAGGACAGGACACAUCUUAAAACAAUGAUUAAUGAAGACUAGCAGGAAGCCAGAAUAAGUUGACUGCCUGAAGCCUGAGCUCUGAGGAGACAGCAAAGUCUCUGUCAACCCCAAAACCUAUUAAACUCCCCAAAAAACAGAACAGAAUGUGGCAGGGGAUGGAUUCUCCAAAAACAAUUUAAAAAUCAGUAGUAUACAGUAAGAGACUUUAGGCAAGGAAAAAUACGCCCGUGUCACUUGGGGUAGAAAUCCAAAUCUCAGCUGUACAGGAGGAUUCUCCUGAGAUAGUAACUACAAAUAACCUGCUGAAAAACUCUUGGCAGACAGUGAAACUUAGGAAAAAGAAGAUAGGAAAAGACAAAAGACUCUAGAGAUCCUGCUGGCAAUGGCAGAAGUGAAGCUGAACAAGAGAACUCAGAUACCUGAGGAGUAACCUAAAAAUUAACUAAAAGAGAUUUCUUGGAAGUCACCAGGAAUGAACAGUUAGCAGUAACAAUGUUAAUGUUAUAAAGAAAAUAGUUUGUGUUAACUGGGGAGCUCAUAACUCUGUGAUAGCAUGUUCUCUAUUUUAAAAAGUAGAGAAGACAAUAAGAGGGAGUGGAUUGUUAGGGGGAUCCCUAACAGGAGUGGAGGGCCUGGAGAAAAUAGAGAGGAGUUUGGAGGAACCUUUAAGAGUUCUGUGUAAAUCCUCCCCAUGUAACUCAAAUAAGUGGAUGGUAAUCUAUCCCUAAUGGUGUGGGUUAAGGUCCCAUAGGACGAGAAUGUACCUCCUUUGGAUUGAAAGAGAAGCAGUACAAGUGUUCAUGGGAAGAGCACAGGGAUUUGGUAUUAGCAAAGGGAUUUGGGGACUCCUUUAAAUGCUAUGUUGGUGUUUUGUGUGUGGAUUUAAAGUAAGAGGAAUGAAGGAGAGGGGAGGGAACUGACAAGGCAGGGGGGGGAAUUACUACAAGAAAUAGGUAGGGAGGUUUACAGAACAGAAACCAAGGUACACACUUGCAAACACAGAGUAAUAGGAAAUGAGACAUUGGCCAUAUAAGUGGUCAGGCCAUCAAACAGCAAUCAAUAAUUAUCAUAAUUUCACAUUUUCAAUAAGUUAAAUAGUUAUUCUCAAAAGCUCUUCCUUUCAAAGUAGUAUCUUUGAAUGCCAAAGGGCUAACUAAUGUCAUUAAAAGGAAAAAACAUGCUCAGAUUAUUCUACUUUGAGAAAGUUAGUUUCAGAAGGGACAAAUUAUAUAUAGAAAUAUGAAUAGAAAGCUCGGACUAUAUUCCAGCAUAACAUCUCUUUAAAUCACUGCUCCCUGUUGUAAUGAUUGUUGUGUUCGUGAUACUUUCAUAGCAAGGAUUUGUAAAUUUACUACUAUUUCCUAAUUAAAUAAAUAGUAUUAAAAAUGAUUCACCUCUUGAGCCACUCUUCACAUGAGCCCCCCCCCCCCACACACACACACACAAAAUCAAGAUGG
This is a messenger RNA of Malaclemys terrapin pileata, 3077 nucleotides long. RefSeq names its product poly(U)-specific endoribonuclease-like. NCBI's taxonomy places the organism in Eukaryota, Metazoa, Chordata, Testudines, Emydidae. Gene Ontology annotation, molecular function: RNA endonuclease activity. The coding region runs from base 162 to 1037 and encodes 291 amino acids. The transcript is spliced from 7 exons. The record is from RefSeq and is a predicted model, not a curated record.